AUGUUGUCGGAUGCAUUCUUUGAGCAGUACAAAAUUAAUCUCGGAAAUAAGAAAGGAAGCAGCCAUUUUUUCUUGUUACACAGAGAAGCCGGUGAAAGUCUUAUUGAUUUUACUAGGAGGUUUCGCCAGGAAGUUAGUGAAGUCGGAAAAGUAGAUGCUGGACUCGUAAUAGAGGCAUACAAAAAUGCGCUGGAUUACGAUGAGUUAGAAAUUUACAAUUCCGUAACAGUCCAACCAGUCGGAACUCUCAAAGAGUUAUAUGACAGGGCAGACAGGUAUGGUGGAGCUGAGAAAGAAAAGAGGGCAAAGUUGUCACAGAGUAGUUCGAAGAAGAAAAAUCAUGAUGACCCCCGAAGUAGAGCUGGAGACGGAGAAGAAUUAAGAAAAGCUCAGGGUAAGGUGAAAAUUAGAUUUCCCAGUCUAAAUAUCGGACUGGGGGAACUCUUCAAAAAGAUCAAGGACUCUCUUCCAGUUCCAAAACCAAUGUCAGAACAAAUAAAGGAUAAAAGAGAUAAAAGUAAAUAUUAUGCUCAUCAUCGAGAUCACGGGCACAAUACCGAGUCUUGUCGAACUCUGGCAACAGAAGUUCAGAAAAUGAUCGACGAAGGAAAGCUUCAACAGUAUGUGAAGAAGAAUCCAUCACAAGUGAAUACAUUAGAUCUCCGAGAAAUCAGAGUGAGUCAUGCAAGAGUCAAUUCAACUUCAAGGAAGGCUCAUGAGAAUGCAACACGUCUGAAGCUGCGCCAUAUCCAGGAUUGGCGGAUUUCGAAUAAGGUUGACUAUGCUAAUCUUAUCGGUACGGAAACUCUAGAGAAAGGAAAGAUAGAGAUAUGUUUUUCAGUUGCUGAUCUUGCUGGAGUUUACCAACCACAUAACGAUGCAAUUGUUAUCUUAGCUCUCAUUGGAAUGUACAAGGUACGCCGAGUUCUAGUCGAUACUGGAAGUUCAAUUAGCGUCAUAUUCUACGGAGCAUACACAUCAAUGAGCUUGAAUGAAAGUCAAGUUGAAGCUGAUGAUAAUCCCAUUAUCGGCUUUAGCGGAGAGAUAAUGACAACAAUAGGAAGAGUAAGUUUGCCUAUAACUGUGGGAGGAAAAACGGUUAUGCAAUACUUUUCAUUGUUAGAUUGUCGCGCACCUUACAAUGCCAUAUUAGGACGUGACUGGAUUCAUGCAAUGGGGGCGAUAACUUCUACCAUUCAUCAGUGUUUGAAGUUCGUUACACCAGCAGGGGUCAUGAAAGUCAGAAGUGAUCGGGUGGCAUCUCAUAAAUGCCAUGAAAACGCAAUGGAAGAGUACAAAAAUUCUGAGCUAAAAGGCUCGGAAAUACUCCAUGCUGAAAAAAAGUUAUAG
Molecule: messenger RNA, 1350 nt
Organism: Papaver somniferum (opium poppy)
Lineage: Eukaryota; Viridiplantae; Streptophyta; Magnoliopsida; Ranunculales; Papaveraceae
Exons: 2
Coding region: 1-1350 (449 amino acids)
Biological process (GO): proteolysis
Molecular function (GO): aspartic-type endopeptidase activity
Source: RefSeq, a predicted model, not a curated record